AUGAAUGCGCCAUUUUAUGAUUGGUUUGGGCAUUCAGUGGAGGAGGUGUUUCCAGCUAGUGCGAAGCUUGCAAAGGCGUUAAAGAGAUGUAGUCGGAGUGGGAUAGAGGGAGGGAGAGCGGAAGAUAGUGCGUUUAGUUUGGCUAUCGGUGGUGGUGAGAGCGUGUUUGAGUUCUUUGAGAAAAGGCCUGAUAAGCAGAGACGGUUUCAGGGUGCGAUGGAGGCGGUGGGUAUGGAUGGAGGACAUGAUUUGGGAUUUGUAGUUGGGAGGUUUGAUUGGGGGAAGUUGGGGAGGGGGGUUGUUGUGGACGUAGGAGGAUCCUCCGGCUUCCUGAGCAUUGCUCUCGCGAACGCAUACGGGGACCUGUCCUUCGUGGUGCAGGACUACAAACAUACCGUUGAUGAAGGGCGUGCGGCACUACCCCCUCAUUUGAGUGAAAGGGUAUCCUUUCAGGCGCAUGAUUUCUUCGCCCCGCAGACUGUGGCCGGCGAUGUGUUCCUUCUUCGCCAUGUCUGUCAUAAUUGGUCUGAUGAGAAUGCGGCGCGGAUUCUGCGGAAUUUGGUCCCUGCUAUGAAGAGUAGUAGUCGGAUUUUGUUGGUUGAGGUGGUGACGGUUCGUCCGGGGGUUGUGAAUCGGGUGCAGGAGAGGUAUAUGCGGUGA
Aspergillus luchuensis is the source of this 660-nucleotide messenger RNA. RefSeq lists its product as uncharacterized. Gene Ontology annotation, molecular function: O-methyltransferase activity. NCBI's taxonomy places the organism in Eukaryota, Fungi, Ascomycota, Eurotiomycetes, Eurotiales, Aspergillaceae. The record is from RefSeq and is a predicted model, not a curated record. The transcript has 2 exons. Bases 1 to 660 code for a protein of 219 amino acids.